CAUCAUGACAUGGUGCUUUUACAUCGGAAAAAACAUUGAACACUUUCUGGAAAAAAGUAGUUUUCACUUCCGGGCCGGAAUCGACUGCUCUGUUGCUGUCGUCUUUCUGCUCUCUUCUCCCCCCAGUUCGUGAAGCACAUUAGGACAAAGUUUGCUUUUAUCCACGACGACACUGCAGCAUUUGACUGCAAAAAAAGCCGUCAUGGUGUUUAAAUUCACUGUCAGCAGCGCCUGGAGGGCAACGAGGACGCUGUGGCUUCUCAUGCUAGUCACUGUGUCUGUGAGCAUCUGUGUUUGCCGAGCAGCAUCUUCUCUGGAGGAGGACAGUGCCAUGGAGAACAUCGUCACAGAGAAAAGGGCUGAGGAGAGCCACAGGCAGGACACCGCGGACCUGCUCAUCUUCAUCAUGCUCCUCACCCUCACCAUCCUCACCAUCUGGCUGUUCAAGCACAGGCGCUUCAGGUUUCUGCAUGAAACUGGACUGGCCAUGAUUUACGGUGUACUUGUUGGCGCGGUGUUGCGCUAUGGUAUCCAUGUUCCUCGGGACAUUAGCAACGUCACGAUGAGCUGCCACGUUAACGCCAGCCCCGCCACCCUGCUGGUCAACGUCAGUGGCAAAUUCUACGAGUACACUCUGAAAGGAGAGAUCGGUGCCAACGAGGUCAACGACAUACAAGAUAAUGAGAUGCUGAGGAAGGUGACCUUUGACCCUGAAGUUUUCUUCAAUAUCCUCCUACCUCCGAUCAUCUUCCAUGCAGGCUACAGCUUGAAAAGGAGACACUUUUUCCUUAAUAUGGGAUCCAUCCUGGCCUACGCCUUCAUGGGAACAGUUGUUUCCUGUUUUAUUAUUGGGCUGCUGAUGUAUGGCUGUGUGUUGCUGAUGAAGCAGGUGGGACAGCUGGGUGGAGACUUCUUCUUCACCGAUUGUCUUUUCUUCGGAGCCAUUCUCUCAGCCACAGACCCCGUGACGGUCCUGGCUAUCUUCAACGAGCUGCAGGUGGACGUGGACCUCUACGCUCUGCUGUUCGGAGAGAGCGUACUGAACGAUGCGGUUGCCGUGGUUCUGUCCUCGUCUAUAGUAGCGUACCAGCCACAAGGGGACAACAGCCACACGUUCGAGGUCAUGGCGCUGCUGAAGUCUUUCGGGAUGUUCAUCGGGGUUUUCAGCGGCUCCUUCGCACUCGGAGUGGCCACCGGAGUCGUCACUGCUCUCGUCACUAAGUUCACUAAACUGAGGGAUUUCCCGCUGUUGGAGACGGCUCUCUUCUUCCUCAUGUCCUGGAGCACGUUCCUGCUCGCUGAGGCCUGUGGCUUCACAGGUGUGGUCGCGGUGUUGUUCUGUGGCAUCACUCAGGCUCACUACACCUUCAACAACCUGUCUCCUGACUCCCAGGACAGAACCAAACAGCUGUUUGAGCUGCUGAAUUUCCUGGCAGAGAACUUCAUUUUCUCCUACAUGGGCCUGGCCCUCUUCACCUUCCAGAGCCACGUCUUCAAUCCCAUGUUCAUCGUGGGAGCUUUUGUGGCUGUGUUCAUUGGAAGAGCUGCAAACAUCUACCCUCUGUCGCUGCUUCUGAAUCUGGGCCGACGCAACAAGAUCAGAUCCAACUUCCAGCACAUGAUGAUGUUCGCAGGACUCCGAGGCGCGAUGACCUUCGCUCUGUCCAUCAGGGACACGGCCACAUACGCCCGUCAGAUGAUGUUCACCACCACUCUGCUGGUGGUCUUCUUCACUGUUUGGGUUUGUGGAGGGGGCACCACCCAGAUGCUGUCCUGCCAGCACAUACGAGUGGGAGUGGACUCUGAUCUAGAUAACUCAUCGAGUAUCACUGACGGCUCAGAGAGAAGAAGCACCAAACAAGAAAGUGCCUGGCUCUUCAGAAAGUGGUACAACUUUGACCACAACUACGUGAAGCCCAUCCUGACUCACAGCGGCCCCCCCCUCACGGCCACGCUGCCCCCCUGCUGCGGACCCCUCGCCCGCUUCCUCACCAGCCCUCAGGCCUAUGAGAAUGAAUGCCAGUUGAAGGACGACGACUCCGACCUCAUCCUGACAGACGGUGACCUCAACCUGGCCUACGGUGACAUCACGGUCAGCACGGACGCGUCAGGGUCCCACACCAGUGGAGCUCCAGCCUUUGCGGGCGCUUCCACCUCGGAGGACUUGGACAGAGAGCUGACGUACGGAGACCACGAGCUGGUGAUGAGGGGCACGCGCCUGGUGCUGCCCAUGGACGACUCUGAGCCGCCCUUCACAGACCCCCACCACCGCUUACGGAUGUGAAGACCGGCUCUCAGAGCAGACCCAGACAAACCGUCCGCCUCACACUUACCCGAGCCAUUGAGCAAAGACCAGUACCUGACACUCCUCCUCUUCCUCCUGCCUCAUUCCUCUUCUUACCACACUUUUUCUUCCCUGUUUCAUUUUCUCACUUCCUCUAGUGACAAAUCAAUGUCCCUACCUCAUUUUCGCUCUGCUCUUCUCACACCUCUCUGGCAUCUGCCAUAAUUGUAAUAUAGACUUAUUUAUUUGCAAUUCUUUCUUUUGAUAUUCAAUUAUCUUAGUUUGGCUUAAAGCGGUGUGUCGGUCACCUUACUGUAGCAUUGCAGAGGUCUAGCAGCAUGUGUUAGUGUGUAAAUGCAAGUACCAACCACUAGCUUAUUUGUGGAUGUACAGUAUAUCACCAGAGUACUAUAACUUUGAUAUGCAUGCUGAGGAUGCUUGUUUUUUUUUUUCUUCGUAUGGGAGGCUGAGGGCUUUCUGUGAAUUGGGACUGACCUUGAAUGUUGCUGACCCAGUGGACGACUUUACUGUAAGUUUUGUUACAAUCAAGUGCCUGGGAAUUGUAGUUUUAAGCCUGACAACCCAUGAUCAGCUCUUGUAAGCAGAGCCAGUUCAGGAUGGGCGGUAGUUUUCCUUUGUAAAAAAAGAAAAGAAAAUACAAAAACUAUCCAGACAUCUCCGUCCAUAAGGUAGCAAUAUACUCAGUGAGUGUUUGGGCUGUCAGUUUGUGCUAUUGGCCUGUAAAUAGUCUGUAACAAUGUGAUGCCACUGAUGCAGUGUAACCUGGCAGUGAAAGUUGUUGAUCUCUCCCAAUGACCUUUGACUGUGACAUAGAGAGGGACUUUACACCUUAUUUUAGAAGCUGAUGUCGCUCACAGCAGAUUGAAGGGCUGUUGUUCCGAGAUCUAAAUUAAAAGAGAACGAUUUGUGCCAUUUCUGUCCUGCAUUUGGACAUUUUGUGAAAACAGAACGCAGACGACCUUUGUAUUAUUUCUGCAACAGAGCUUAAUUAUUUUAAGCCGAGUCACAUUUUUCAUAAACAUUUAACUUUGUGCAUACAUUUUCUAUUUCAAUCGUACAUUAAUUUAAGACUUUGGAUGAACAUUUUCUGAUUAGAAGAAGUUGAAAAAACAUAGAGAUCAACCGGACUCUUAAGGAAACUGUUAUUGGUUAGUCAUUUUUUACCAACAAUAAGAACGUAGUACCAUGUUACUUGUAAGCACACUAACUCACAAUUUUAUGAAUACGAUUAAGCUUGAUUUUGUUUUUCAUAUCAACAACCCAUAGAUAUUCACUUUAUACUCAUGGAAAACGAAGAAAAAUAAGCAAAUGUUUAGAUUUGAGAAGCUGGACGCAGUGAAUGUGAGGCAUUUUUGCUUAACAAAUGUAAUUAUUAUCAAAGAAAAUUGUUUGUCAAUCGACUAAACAAUAGAGAUAAGAUUAAUGAGGACCAUAAAGUCUGUGAAGAAGACGGAAAAGUCUUCCUGAUUAUUAUUUGAAUCAAUGUAUUUCUGAUAUUAAGCUUGACGCUGCGACAGUUCAUCAUUAUGAGAAGAAUAGUUGAUGUGCUGGAUGUUUCUCUCUGCUGUACACAAUUGUGAUCUCGAGGGGUUAAUGAUUGUCGGUCAGCUGUUACUGCGGGUCUUACAGGAAGUGUUGAUAGGGUGUCACCGUGGCAACGCUGUAUUGAUGUUAACUGAAGCCAAAAAACAGUUUGAACGUGUUGACUUAUUUUAACACUACCGUUUUGUGGUCUAUCGUCUUGGUGAGCUGAAUAAACAAAUGUUGGUGUUUGCAAAAUGGAAGCCCGAGAAGAUUAAAGGGUUUCUUAAAA
This is a messenger RNA of Notothenia coriiceps (black rockcod), 4118 nucleotides long. RefSeq names its product solute carrier family 9 member A6a (gene slc9a6a). Gene Ontology annotation, molecular function: potassium:proton antiporter activity; sodium:proton antiporter activity. The transcript has 16 exons. Gene Ontology annotation, cellular component: plasma membrane; recycling endosome. NCBI's taxonomy places the organism in Eukaryota, Metazoa, Chordata, Actinopteri, Perciformes, Nototheniidae. Gene Ontology annotation, biological process: proton transmembrane transport; regulation of intracellular pH; potassium ion transmembrane transport. Bases 203 to 2284 code for a protein of 693 amino acids. The record is from RefSeq and is a predicted model, not a curated record.